This is a messenger RNA of Lizanozyma spartinae, 4953 nucleotides long. It is a transcript of the gene SPT6, whose product is annotated as chromatin-remodeling histone chaperone. Lineage: Eukaryota; Fungi; Ascomycota; Pichiomycetes; Serinales; Debaryomycetaceae. The transcript has 2 exons. Gene Ontology annotation, biological process: positive regulation of transcription elongation by RNA polymerase II; transcription elongation by RNA polymerase II; mRNA transcription by RNA polymerase II. Gene Ontology annotation, cellular component: transcription elongation factor complex. Gene Ontology annotation, molecular function: histone binding; nucleosome binding; DNA binding. The record is from RefSeq and is a predicted model, not a curated record. Bases 1 to 4953 code for a protein of 1650 amino acids.
AUGGAAGCAUCACGACGCAUAGGCAAGUCUCGUGAAGAUCUUAGGACGCGUCUAAAAGCACUUCGAGCCAAAAAGUUACUUACCGAACAACACAAUAAACGGGAUCUAGCACAAGCUCUCAAGAUCCAAAGAAUUAGAUCAUUGAACCAAAAGAACUUGGAAAAGAGUCUCCUAAACGCAGAAGAACAACUUGAAAAGAUCAGCAGCGUGGAAUCAGGUAAAGAAAUUCAACUCGAACGUAAGCAGGCCCUUACAUAUACGAUUGCAGAUGUUAUCGAAUGGCACAAGAAUAAUAAGAAAGACCCCAAUGCAAAGGUUACAGGAGGUUAUAACAAUUUCAGUGAUUUGGCUGCACGAUCAUACAAGCGAGAUAUGUCCACGUUAGCAGUUGAUUUAGCUGCUUAUAAGGAGGAUAAGAAGAGUCAUGGGAGUCAGCUGAAUGACAUCAUCCAACCUAAGAAUGACAAAGCAAUUAUUACUGGUGCUGUUGACCAUCUACAGAAGGGAAAUGAUAGGAGACAGGGUUCCUUUGUUGACGUGUCAUAUUGGGAAGGCUCGAUUGAAAGUUUGAUUGGACUGUACACCAGGGCAGCAAUGGUGAAGACUGACGUUGAGGAUGAACCCCAGAUUCGGGACCACGACGAAGAAAAUGCCUCUGAUGAAGGCAGCGGAGACGAUUUAGUGGACUCAUCUGAAGAGGACGAAGACGAAGACGAAGACGAAGAGGCGAUACAGAGAGUUCGAGAAGGUUUCAUUGUGGAUGACGAAGACGAUGAAGAAGACGCCUCUACGUCACACAAGAGAAGAAGACAUAAAAAGAGAAAGAGAGAAAGAGAAAGAGAACGGGCUAGUGAGACUCACGACGAUGCGUUGGAUGAAGAUGAUUUGGAGUUAUUGAUGGAAAACUCUGGUCAGAAGCCAAGUGGUGCUGCUACCGGAAAGUUCAAACGGUUGAAGAGAGCUGCCGAACAAGAAUCGGAGAGUACACAAGAACAUUCUGUCUCUGACUCUCGAAACAGAGACGGCGGCUUAAAUGAUUUUUUUUCCGACGAUGAACAUGCGGAGGAAGAAGCAGAAGAUGAUGACGAAGUUCCUGGUGGAAGAGGAGAACCCCGAAACAUCUUGGAUGAGUUUGAAGAUUUCAUUGAAGAUGAUGAAUUCUCUGAUGAAGAAGAAGCAAGACAACACAAGGAAGCACAACAGCGUCAAAAAGCCAAGAGAGCAGGCCCCAAGUUGGAUACGUCCAAAAUGUCCAGUGUUGAUAGAGAAAGUUUACAACAAUUGUUUGAAGUGUUUGGUAAUGGUGCUGAAUACGAAUGGGCCUUAGAAGCUCAAGAAAUUGAAGAUGAAGGUCAUGGUGAUAAUGCCGAACCAACUUCAUUGGAUGAAGUGUUUGAACAUGCCGAAUUAAAGGAAAGAAUGUUGACUGAAGAAGAUAAUGUCAUUCGAAUGAUUGAUAUUCCCGAAAGAUACCAAAGAUAUAGAUCCAGCUUGAACUAUAUUGAAUUGGAAGGUGAAGAUUUUGAAGCUAAAAAAGAAUGGGUUUGUCAAGUUAUGUUCCAAGAGAAUAAGAAUCAACUUUUGGAAUUUUUAAUUGAACCUUAUAAGGUUGCAGUUGGUAAAGUGGUGGAAUUUGUAUCUAAAGAUAACUAUGAAGUGCCCUUUAUUUGGACUCACCGUCGUGACUUUUUAUUAUUCUCUCAGUUGACUACUAAUGCUGAUGGUAAUAAAGUCAAUUCUGUUCACAAGUUAUUAUCUGAAGAUGAUUUAUGGAGGAUUGUUCAAUUAGACAUUGACUAUCAAUCAUUCUAUGAAAAACGUUUGAAUGUGGAAAAGUUAAUUUCAAAUCUCAACUUGGAUGAUGAUUUAGUGAAGGAUAUCAAGAGCAUAAACUCGUUGGUUGCUAUUCAAGACUUACAAGAUUAUAUUCAAUUUACGUAUUCGAAGGAGAUUAGAGAAUUGGCUGCUGCUUCCAAAACAUCUGAUAUACCAUCGGAAGAAGCAGCAGCAGCAGAUGAAGAAGAUAUCAAGCAUCACAAGAAACAUUUCAAGUAUGCCUUCUAUGAAAGAGUCAGAGCCAACAUUUUAUAUUCUGCUGUUAAAUCUUUUGGUAUAUCCGCCAAAGAAUUUGGUGAAAAUGUUCAAGAACAAAGCUCCAAGAAGUUUGAAAUCCAAUAUAGAAUCCAUGCCACGGACGAUCCCUUUGAAUCUCCUGAAGAUGUGGUGGAUAAGUUGGUGGAAGACGAUGAAGUCAUUUACAAAGAUUUCAAAACUGCCCGUGAUGCAGUUAGAAGGAUGUUUGCAGAAGAGAUCUUCCGUAAUCCUAAGAUUAGAAAUGAGGUUAGAAUGGCUUACAAGGAUUUCUCUUCCUUCAGUGUGAUUCUUACUGAAAAGGGUAAGUCUGCCAUCAACAAUCAUAGUCCUUAUGCUGAUAUCAAAUAUGCUAUUAAUCGUACACCAUCAGAUUUGGUUCGUCAACCAGAUAUAUUCCUUAGAAUGUUAGAAGCUGAGAAGUUGGGUUUGAUUAUUCUUAAGGUUGAAACUCAAGGAUUUGAGAGUUGGUUUGAAGCCAUUCUUGGAUGUUUGAAGUCUGAUGGUACUUCAGACAUUUCAGACAAAUGGAACAAAGAAAGAGAAGUUGUGUUAAGAAUGGCUUUCAAGAAAUUAACCAGCAUGACUGCUUUAGCCACAAGAGAAGACUUGCGUAGGGAAUGUCAAAGACUCAUUGCCAACGGAGUACGGAAAAAGGUUCUUUUGAAGACAGACCAAGCUCCUCUUGUUCCCUAUGGAUAUGAUAAGGGGACCAAGCCCAACGUUUUUGCAGUUUCCUUUGGUAAAGGGGACUUUGAUAGCGCAGUUGUCGGGGUAUUUUUGAAAGAAACGGGGAAAAUUGAUGAUUUCUUUAAAUCUGACGAUAAUCCGAUUAGAGAUAGAGAAAGUGAAGAGAGAUUUACAGGACAAUUAAAGGAAUUCUUUGAUAGAAACCUUGAAUAUGUUAAACCGGAUGUGAUUGCCAUUUCUGGAUUCAAUCCCAGUUCCAAAAGAUUGUUUGAUAUUCUUACAAAUUUUGUUGCCAAUAACAAUAUCACUGCUAAGGCUGAUCACAUUCAAGACCAAGCUCCACCAUUGAUUCAAGUGAUUUGGGUUCAAGAUGAGACGGCUAGAUUAUAUCAAAGUUCCGAAAGAGCCUUGACAGAGUUCAGAGACAAGCCGAGCUUGGUUAAAUAUUGUAUUGGGUUGGCAAGAUAUGUUCAAAGUCCAUUAUUGGAGUAUAUUUCAUUAGGAGAGAACAUAAAGUCAUUAAUUUUCCAUGAGCAUCAAAAAUAUAUUCCAGACAGUUUGGUAUUGGAAGCCGUGGAAACAGCCUUUGUGGAUAUAGUCAAUUUGGUGGGGAUAGAAAUCAACGAGGCCGUUAGAGAUACUUAUAUUGCCCAACUUUUACCCUUCAUUGCCGGCUUAGGACCUCGGAAGGCCUCCGGGUUAAUUCGGAAUAUCAGUGCCAAAAUUAGUACGUUGGCCAAUAGAAGUGACUUGAUUGAAAAGGAAUUAACCACUGCCAAUAUAUUUAUUAACUGUGCUUCAUUCUUGAACAUUCCAUACGAUGAGGGAAGUGCCUUGAGAGACCCUUCGGUAGAGAUUUUGGAUGCUACUAGAAUUCAUCCUGAAGACUAUGACUUGGCGAGAAAGAUGGCAGCCGAUGCUCUUGACUUGGAUGAAGAAGAUACUGCCCAUGUUGAAGAACAAGGUGGAGUGAUUUACCAAUUGAUGCAAGAAGGAGUUUCAAAAGUGGAUGACUUGAAUUUGACGGCUUAUGGUAAGGAAUUGGAAACCAAAUUUGGGAAGAAGAAGUAUGCCACCUUACAAAGUAUCAAGGAAGAACUUGUGAACAAUUAUGAAGAAUUAAGAAGAUCCUUCCAUCUUUUAGAUGCUAUGGAAGUGUUUCAAAUGCUUACUGGAGAAACCAAAGAUUCCUUUGGAAAGAAUACAAGUAUCCCAGUUACUAUCACCAGGGUUGGGAAGAACAUGAGAGAGCCUGGGUCUAGAAUCCGGUUUUUGAAAGUUAACACUUCAUGUUCUGUACAGGGAACUGUGGAAGAGAAUUUAAUCCCCAGAAAUGCCAAUUAUGAGCAAGGACAGGUAGUCCAGGCUUCUAUUAUGCAUGUCUACUACGAUACUUUCAAUGCCGCUUUCAGUUUAUUAGAAUCCGAUAUCAAGAAGGCUACAGGAGCCAAAUUCUAUAAAGAAGUGGGGAAAUGGGACUUUGAAAGUGAAGAAGCAAACAUCCAAAGAGAAUUGGCAAAGGAAAGAGCCAUUUUGGCCAGAACUAAAAACAUCCAACAUCCUUUGUAUCAUAAUUUCAACUUCAAACAAGCAGAAGAAUAUUUGGCACCUCAAGCUGUGGGUGAUUGUAUCAUUAGACCAUCAUCUAAGGGUCCUAAUUACCUUACUAUCACCUGGAAGGUGGGGAACAACUUAUUCCAGCAUUUGCCUAUUCAAGAGUUGAACCAUGGAACCCAUAAGGAGUUUAUGGUUGAAGGUAAACGGUUUGCAGAUUUGGACCAAUUGAUUUUCCAGCAUAUUCAAGUGAUUGCAAAGCAUGUCAAUGAGAUGGUGAAACAUCCAAAGUUCCGUGAAGGUACUUUACGUCAAGUGAAUGAAUGGUUAGAAUCAUAUACUAAAGCCAACCCUACAAACAGUGCAUAUGUGUUCUGUUAUGAUCACAAGACUCCAGGGACAUUCUUAUUAUUGUUCAAGGUCAAUGAGAAUACUCCGGUUCAAACUUGGUACGUCAAGACUGAAGCCAAUGGUUAUACUCUUAAAGGAUUCUCGUACCCUAACAUGCAUAGGUUAUGUAAUGGGUUCAAACAAACGUUCAAGAGCUUUGCUUCCAAUAGCAGUUCAAGAACAAGAGCCCCAGAACCUCGUCAAGCUUAUAGUGGUUAUGGAUAUUAG